This is a messenger RNA of Meloidogyne enterolobii, 1174 nucleotides long. NCBI's taxonomy places the organism in Eukaryota, Metazoa, Nematoda, Chromadorea, Rhabditida, Meloidogynidae. The record is from the annotation of a GenBank genome assembly.
UUUUGCGCAAAGCUUAUUAAUUUUAAGGUUUUUGUAUGAUUUGUUUUGUUAUUUUUACAAUUUUAACAAGUUUACUAGGCUGUUUAUUUGUUUCGAUGAUUCAUCUUUUAUGUUUUUUUUUGCGAAAGUGAAAUAUAUGUAGUUCUAUUUAAUGUUUACUAGUCACUUUUCUCUGUUUUUCUUCUCUGUAAUUUCCAACAUUUUAUUAUCGCUCUAAAAAGCUAAACUUUUUAUUAAAAAAAAUAUUUUUUUUCAGUUUAAUCAAACGUAUUUUUUCUGAAUUAUUUGACUUCAAAAAAUGGGAAAACAAGCAAUUAAUUCCACAACUCGCCAACCUCUUAAUGGGGGACUGGGAGGUGGCCGUACUCAUCAAAGAAUCCGUAUUGGAUUUUCGGAUUUGGAGCCGUUAUGGAAUGCUGAAGAUGAUAAAUACAAAGUUUUUUGUCGCUCAGUUCAUGUCUCAAAAGCAGCUUUGUAUGUUAGCUAUGUUCAAUUGGUUGCGGCAUUUAUGGGCUCUAUUCUCUUCGCUUACAACUAUAUGAUGAUUGCUAGCGUACAAACACCUUCAGCUGAUUCUUGGGUGGGAUCAGUCAACAAUCGCUAUAUGUCUCAAUUAAUGAUGGCCGUUACUUUGCACGUUUUGCUUCUUGUUGUGCUCAUUCAUGGGAUUAAAACUGAGCGGAAGUCUUUGCUUAUGCCAUAUAUUGUUUACGCUGCAAUUACUGUGCUUACUGGACUUGUUGGGAUUGUCAAUGACAUUUUCUACCUUGACUCUCAUAUAAUGCAAGAUGGAGAAACAAGUUCUGUCGUUAGAAGCCAACUCCGCCGUCAUUUUCUCGCAACAAUAGUUCAAGCUUGGUUUCUUUCCAUCAUUUGGCGUUGUUAUGGGUAUCUUGGUGAUAAGAAGGUAGCUCGUCAAAUUCGUGAUCAAAUGUGCAGCACCGCCAGUGCAUUCCGAUAUCCCGAGAAUUUGAUGUGCAGUGGAUAUGCUCUUAUGCAACAACCACCUCCAUAUGCUGACACAGUAAUGACCCCUUCUGCAACAAUUCCUCCACCUGUUUAUAUUGGACCGAUUGGAAGUGGAGUUGAAAAGCCUGUCACUAAAUCACCUAGCCAGACUACCACAGCAACCACAGAAAUUGCGACUGAAGCUAAAGAGGAAGAGGAAAAGUAA